Molecule: messenger RNA, 1235 nt
Organism: Ochotona princeps (American pika)
Lineage: Eukaryota; Metazoa; Chordata; Mammalia; Lagomorpha; Ochotonidae
Gene: MDK
Product: midkine
Exons: 5
Coding region: 413-946 (177 amino acids)
Molecular function (GO): growth factor activity
Source: RefSeq, a predicted model, not a curated record
GGACCACAACAAUGAAAGUGAGAGGGAGGUGGAAGCCCGGGCAAGCCACUUCACCCCAGGCCUGGGGAUGGGGGCGGGCAUGGGGGUGGAGACCCCUGGGGUCACAGGAGCUGUUCCUCCUUCCAUCUGUAUGGGCCGCUUGGUUGUGCCUGGAACUUUUCAGACUGCUGCUGUCAGUUCUGCAAGUUUUACCAAACUCAGGCUCAGGGAUCCUCCCCAACGCGCCCCUCCCGCCGCCUCUCAAACCUGCGCUCCUGGAAAGGCGCGUGCGCCCUAACGCACUACCCUCUGCAUUCCUUCCCCCAGGCACUCGGCCAAAGCUGAGCAUCUCUUGCCCGGUUAGGGAAGGACCCCGAGGUGGUCCUCCCCCUCCCCAGGCCGUCUGGGAGGUGGAGUGGGACCCCACGUGGGGAUGGGCACCCUUGUCCCUUCCCGAUCCCUAUCAAAGAUGCUGCGGGCUGAGGGCGCCCGGCGCGGAUGGCCACUAGCCCAGGGUCAGGGGGCAGAGGACGGCAUGCAGCUCCGAGGCUUCCUCCUCCUCGCCCUCCUCGCCCUGCUGGCGCUCACCUCCGCGGUGGCCAAAAAGAAAGACAAGGUCAAGAAGGGCGGCCCAGGCGGCGAGUGCACCGAGUGGACCUGGGGACCCUGCACCCCCAGCAGCAAGGACUGCGGCGUGGGGUUCCGCGAGGGCACCUGCGGGUCGCAAACACAGCGCAUCCGCUGCAGGCUGCCGUGCAGCUGGAAGAAAGAGUUCGGAGCCGACUGCAAGUACAAGUUUGAGAGUUGGGGGGCGUGUGAUGGCGGCACAGGCACCAAAGCCCGCCAAGGUACUCUCAAGAAGGCCCGGUACAACGCCCAGUGCCAGGAGACCAUUCGCGUGACCAAGCCCUGCACCCCCAAGACCAAAGCCAAGGCCAAAGCCAAGAAAGGGAAGGGAAAAGACUAGACCGGCUUCUCCUGGGGCCCUGCUGCGGCCUCCUGAGCUGUAACCCAACAGUGCCUUUUGUCUCUGCUUAUUAGCUUUAUCAAUCACACCUGCUUCUUCCCGUCCCUUCCCCCACAUAGCCCCCCAAGUGCCCAAAGUGGGGAGGGACCAGGGAUUCUGGGCAGCUUGAGACCCCCUCCCAAGGGAGCUGACUCCCAACACCCCCUCUUGUUUUCCCCACCACGAACUAAGAAGACAAAUAAACCAACUGUUUUCCCAAUAAAAUCUUUUUCUUUUUAAUAUAUAAAAG